Ctenocephalides felis (cat flea) is the source of this 892-nucleotide messenger RNA. RefSeq lists its product as uncharacterized. Bases 135 to 461 code for a protein of 108 amino acids. Lineage: Eukaryota; Metazoa; Arthropoda; Insecta; Siphonaptera; Pulicidae. The transcript has 10 exons. The record is from RefSeq and is a predicted model, not a curated record.
CCAGGUCCUUUCCACUACCACUGCUCUGCACACUGACUCCUUCACCAGGAUUCUUUCCAGAAACAUGUUACCAGGUCCGUUCAACUACUUUUGCUCUGCACUCUGACUCCUUCACCAGGAUUCUUUCCAGAAACAUGUUACCAGGUGUCCUUUCCACUACCACUGCUCUGCACACUGACUCCUUCACCAGGAUUCUUUCCAGAAACAUGUUACCAGAUGUCCUUUCCACUACCACUGCUCUGCACACUGACUCCUUCACCAGGAUUCUUUCCAGAAACAUGUUACCAGGUGUCCUUUCCACUACCACUGCUCUGCACACUGACUCCUUCACCAGGAUUCUUUCCAGAAACAUGUUACCAGUCCUUUCCACUACCACUGCUCUGCACACUGACUCCUUCACCAGGAUUCUUUCCAGAAACAUGUUACCAGGUCCCUUCAACUACUUUUGCUCUGCACUCUGACUCCUUCGCCAGGAAUCUUUCCAGAAACAUUUUACCAGAUCUUCUCAAUCCAACUAUUACUGCCCUGAAGCCUUAAAAUCAAGAGCUUGGAACACUUUCAUGUGAAUGACUUGCAAGUGGUUUUUUUCAAUGACUGUCUAUAAUUAUGCAUGAUUAACUUAACUCUUAAUAACUCAAUAACAUGACUAACCUCACUAACUUAAUUAUGCAGUUUUUAUAAAAACCACUUGAGUUUUACUAUGAAGGUCUUAAUGGGGUUACGUGGAUGACACCGCUGCUUGAUUAAUCAGGGUAAACGAAAACUUCUAGCCAAGUAUUCUUCAACUCUCAAGUUACUCAAGACUUGUUCUCCAGCUGAAAUAGUCGCUCGAUCUACUAAUUAUGCUGUCCCAAGUACUGGCGUCUACUGUGAUAUAUUGAGUAGUUAAGUG